AUGAGCGACAGUCCACGCUUCUCUCUACGCUUUAAUAGCGCAGAGAUUAGUCGAGUCUUCGACUUUGGGCGAAACACGCGCACCCGUACCGUGUCGAUUGGCAGCAGCAGCUACAAUCUCCUGCAGGCCGAAACGAACGAAAGCAGGGAACUGUUCCGCGACGACACGCGCUAUGCCGAUGGAUCAGCUAAGCCGAUCAUGUCCUUCCGCGGAGGCACGUCAUGGCGCCAUUUGGACACCGAACGCGAGUCGCUUUCCCUCGACCUGUUCUGGUCAAGCCAUAAGGAGAACCCAUUCCGCCCAGACAUCAUGCCGAUGAUGGAGCUCGCGCCACUUUGCAACUUCCGUAAUCUGCGCAGCCUUAAGCUGACUGGAAUGCUUCAGUCUUAUCAGCUCCUCAUCUGGCAGACAGUGUGGCUCAGUCAUGGUUUGGAAGAGUUGCAUUUGGAGAUGGCACUGGAGCCGUGUAUCCGCCACACAUUCUGUGGAAGCUGGCCAAAGAUCAGGGGAAAGUGGUUUCCACGAACUGCAGUUACAGCUCGGGGCCUCUAUUAUGGCAAGAAUGGACGAGGUGAAUUGCAGCGCCGCGUUGGAUUUGGAGAAUACCUCGACAAGCAUGCAAUUGGAAACGCAAAGGAAGCGGCCGCAGCCGUGGGCGCUACCCCGGACAAACUCCCAGUUGUCAAGUUAACGCUGAUGGGCUUUGUGGUUGAUUCAGACCCAUUCUUUCUCUGGUUCAACCCCCACCGCCUCCGCAGCAUCGAGUUCAAGGACCACUGCGUCGACGCCGGGUUUGCUCUCCCGGUCCAAAUGAGCGAGCACGUCGUUGUGUCCUGGCCGCGGCAGGACAAUCCUGGAGAGCCAAUGUGGGCACGACGAGUCACGCCUGGAGAGAUCCAACUGAUCGAUCGGAAAAGGACUGCCAACAAGGGAGACAAGGGCAAGGAAAAGGCCGGUGCAGACGAGCAGGCGGCGUCGAAGCCAGGACAGGGCAAAAGAAGCGGCAAAGCAACCGUCAGCCAGCCGGAAGAUGCGCCGUCGGGACAGCCUGCUCGUCGCUCAGGAGGAGGAGGAUUGCUGCACAUCGGCGGGCGUCGCUUUCUCCGGAAGAAGAAAAACACCGACUGA
Uncinocarpus reesii 1704 is the source of this 1128-nucleotide messenger RNA. RefSeq lists its product as uncharacterized. The transcript has 2 exons. NCBI's taxonomy places the organism in Eukaryota, Fungi, Ascomycota, Eurotiomycetes, Onygenales, Onygenaceae. The coding region runs from base 1 to 1128 and encodes 375 amino acids. The record is from RefSeq and is a predicted model, not a curated record.